Messenger RNA from Arachis stenosperma, 1034 nucleotides. RefSeq lists its product as uncharacterized. NCBI's taxonomy places the organism in Eukaryota, Viridiplantae, Streptophyta, Magnoliopsida, Fabales, Fabaceae. Bases 46 to 804 code for a protein of 252 amino acids. The transcript has 3 exons. Gene Ontology annotation, cellular component: mitochondrial matrix. The record is from RefSeq and is a predicted model, not a curated record.
UUUACUCGUUUUGCUCCUCUACUCUGUCCAAACCCCAGCUCUCAAAUGGCCAUGUACACCGCGCUACGCCGUGCUUCCUCCGCCGUGAUCCCCCUGGCUCUCCGCCGUACUACGGCGCCAUCCUCUUCCAGAACCUUCCACAGCGUUCUCUCUGCUGGCGUCUUGCUCAGCGGACAGACAGCCACUCGUACUGUUGUAGCUCCUUCUCUUCGCGUCGCUAACAGCUUUGCGACGAAAACAAGUGCCGAUGAAAACCUCGUUCAAGUCCUUGAAUCUGAGAUCAAAUGCGCCUACGAUGAUAACCAAUCACAGCAUGUUGAAAUCCCGGAUGAUUUUCCUUUUGAAAUCGAAGACAAUCCUGGAGAAAGAACCAUACAACUUAAGAGACAAUACCAAGAUGAAACUAUUAAGGUUCAAGUAGACAUCCCUAAUGUAGCACUCGAGGGAAACGAGGAGGAUGAUGAUGAAGGAGAGAAGAGUAGUGAAUCUAGCAUUCCUUUAGUUGUGAGUGUCUUCAAAGGAAAUGGAGUGUGUCUCGAGUUUGGAGUGACGGCUUUCCCUGAUGAGAUUACCAUUGAUAGCUUGUCAGUGAAGAAUGUCAAUGAAUCUGAGGACCAGCUUGCAUACGAGGGACCAGAAUUCACUGAUUUGGAUGAAAAUCUGCAAAAGGCUUUUCACAAGUAUCUUGAGAUCCGGGGAAUCAAGCCCAGCACAACAAAUUUCUUGCAGGAAUACAUGUUUAGUAAAGACAACAAGGAAUACUUGGGGUGGCUGAAGAACCUUAAGAACUUUGUUGAGCAAUGAUUUUAGAAAUGGGUUACUGUUUAAAGGGCAAUCAAAAGGUGAUAGAUCCCUUUGUUAAAUUUAGAUGGAACAUUAGCAUGUUUCUUCGUGUAUCAUGAUGGGAUGAGAAGUACUGCAGAUUACUGGACUAAUAAUUUUGAUAGACCUUAUUAUUGGUCACCAUUGUUAUUAUACUUAAAAUUUCACCCUUAAAUGAAAUAGUAUAUGGGUGGUUCCCCCAUUUGUUAUCU